Messenger RNA from Paramacrobiotus metropolitanus, 1844 nucleotides. RefSeq names its product BTB/POZ domain-containing protein 6-like. Gene Ontology annotation, molecular function: protein binding. The record is from RefSeq and is a predicted model, not a curated record. The transcript has 10 exons. NCBI's taxonomy places the organism in Eukaryota, Metazoa, Tardigrada, Eutardigrada, Parachela, Macrobiotidae. Bases 222 to 1454 code for a protein of 410 amino acids.
GCCUGCCGACUGCAGGCUUUGCAGCCAGGCUGAGCCAGCAUUCGCAUUUCGCAGCUCAGCACAGAGGAAACUGUGGAAGACUACGAUGCUUGUGUUGUUUCCCUGCGUUUUACCUCCUUUCCGAAAUCAAACCGUCAGAAUCCUGUUUUGGUGUUCAUGCUGCUUUAAUGUAAAACUUCGGAUGUGAGUUCCCGUUGACGAAUUGGGCGAAUUCUGCAAGCAUGUCUCGAAAUCCCACAUCAUCCUCCGCUGCAGGGAAUCGCGCUGGAAUCCUGGCGAUCUCGGACGGUAUGCAGUACCUUUUAUCCUGUGAGGAAUUGAGCGACGUGCAGUUCGCGGUGGGACGGGAUUAUGGAGCCGUGAGACUCUUUCCAGCUCUCAGACCCAUCCUAAGUGUGCGCAGUGCAGUCUUCUACACAAUGUUCUAUGGAAGUAUCCCAGAGAACUGCACGGUUCCAAUUGAAAUUCCGGACAUUCUUCCCGAGGCCUUCGGUAACAUGAUCAGCUACAUUUACACCGAUACCGUGAAGAAUCUCACUUCGGAUAACGUCUUUCACACUCUGGGCUGCGCGGACAAAUAUGAUUUGCCAUUGCUGGUAGCCAUGUGCACCGACUUCGUCUUGAAUAAUCUCAGCAUCCGCAACUGCCUGGAUGUAUUGGAUAGUGCGGUUCACUACGCGGUUGCGGCGCCGGGCAUCCUGGAGAGAUGUUUCAGCCUGACUGAUGAAUCAGCGACCAGUGUCUGGAAAUCGCAGCAGUUCUGUGAGAUUGGAGAAGAUGCGCUACGCAGCAUUCUCCAACGGGAUACGCUGACCGCCAACGAAGAUACCAUUUGUUCGGCGGUUGACAAGUGGGCUGCAGCCAUGUGCGCACGAAAAAACCUGGACGCUUCGCCCACCAAUCGGCGUGAAAUACUGGGCCAGACGCUGUUCCUCAUCCGAUUUCCACUCUUAACCGAUGCACAGCUAUUGGAUGGACCCGUCAAGAGCGGUUUGUUGCUGCAGUCGGAAUUAAUGGCCAUUUACCACUACAAGUAUGCCGCCAUCAAACCGCAGCUGCCGUUCCCUACGGAGCCUCGUCAAAAUGUGCGCGGUGAAGGUGUUAUUACCUACACGAUUCCGGACGUAAGGAAGCUGCAGGAUACAUAUACGCACAGCAGCGAUCCGAUUAUAGUCAGAAAAAUGCUUUGGAGUAUCGCGGUGCAGAAGCGAACUGACGGUGGGUCGGCUACCCUCGGCUUCUACCUGCGGUGUUGGGGUUGUCCGGAAUUGGCUUCCUGGAAGUGUCAGGUUAAUGGUGAGAUGCGCCUGUUGCCGUUGAACGCGGAAACUGCACUGGUUUCUAAACGUAUCGAUGUCGGACCUGUUCAGCAAGGGUACAUUUGGAUGGGGAUACCCGAAAUAUAUCGCUAUGGAGGAUUUACUGGAUCCGGCAAAAGGCUACGUCAGUCCUGAUGACUUUUCCUUGAAACUCCAAAUUCGAAUGGCAGUGAGCGUUGAUCUUCCUGCUGAAAUCGGAUAAGCAGCCUGUACCGGUGAACUGUUUAGGGAUUUCUCUCCGAUUACCAAAUGGGAAUGCUCUAUUUAACCUAGUAACCGGUUAAAUUGACUAACGGAAGUGGGAUGAUGUGAUUUUUUUAGUAUUUAUUUUUCUGACUUUAUCUGCCGAUUUUUUAAUAUUUUUUCUGGCGUUAUCUGCCGUUCCGUUUCCGUUUUUUUCUGGCGUUAUUAAUUUAGCCGUUCAAGUUAAAAUCAGUAACAGCAAUUCGUUUGGGCCCGUUGAAACGGAAACUUCGAAGUAUCUGUGUACACGAUUGUAUCUGUCGAAUCUCGUAUAAUAUACUG